Molecule: messenger RNA, 2291 nt
Organism: Paramacrobiotus metropolitanus
Lineage: Eukaryota; Metazoa; Tardigrada; Eutardigrada; Parachela; Macrobiotidae
Exons: 3
Coding region: 168-2033 (621 amino acids)
Source: RefSeq, a predicted model, not a curated record
GCGAACAUUGUCUGCAUUUUCUCCAACCAUAGACAUUAAUUCAUUAUACGCUGCCUUAUUCAAGUUUUAUUAGGAAGUAUAUACCGUGAGCGCCGUAACGUGCAUCGGCGCAUCCACCACCACCGUCACUUGGUUUAGAAACCCCUUGAAAGGCUAUUAUACCAACAAUGCCUCCUUUGCAUAUGCAGGCUCACGGCAUCAUCCUAAUGUUGCUGUUCAACUUUACUUUAGGAAAUAACAGAGAGGACGAAUCGCAACCGCAUAACCCUGGCAUAUUCAUUCCUUUCCCACGUUUCUCCGUGGAGCUCAUGACCCGCGACCAGUGCCUACUGCAGUUCACCACCAACUGCGCCCCGCCCAAUCUCGCUCGCUCCAGAUGCGCGACCCAGCACGGUCUAAUGCUGGCUUGCAGUUCUUCAGCAAAAGCACCAGAGAUCAAGCAGCUAGCCUUUUCCUUAUCCAAGCCACCAUUAAAGGCAAUUUCCGUCAGCCUGCAUGAUGGAGAACACAUCAACUCCGGUACUUUGUCAGCCGUGCGCGACCAGACACUCGUGCUUCAUUUGCACAACUGCACGUCGUCCCGCGUAACAAACAAGCUGUCCCAGUUGCGCAUGCCGCAUCUACUGGAGUUUGGACUGCAUAACUGCCGUGAUUUGAACGUGCGACGAGCCGAUUUCUAUCAGUCUAGAAAACUCCGAUUGAUACAAUUUGUCAAUACCACGGUGGACGUUCUGGAAGCGGACACCUUCACGGAUCUGCCGGCGCUACGCUUGCUAUCGUUAGAGAGUGGUUUGAGCGGGAUGGAAGUCUUCGAUAAUAAUGUGCAGGUGUACAUCGCCAGACUGCACUGCAGUUGCGAAUUCCAGUGGUUUCGACGAUGGUGGCAAGCCAAUGGAUUACUGCGUGAAGCGUUAGAAGGGGAGAUCUACAACAUCCCGUACGAUUCGUGGCGCAACUGGAAUGUUACCCGCAAUGAUGUUGUUUUGCCGGUUGACUGCUCCAGCCUUCCCAAUGGAUCCGCGUCCAUCGACUUUACACAACAAGUGUACUCUGCGAAUGAGGAAUUGUAUAAAGAAAAGAGAAAUACAGAAUGCUAUACCACCACAACGAGCACUGGUAAUGUGCAUAGUUACCCACUGUUCUCCACCGAGCCAAGAACCGACAAAGAGUGUCGUCUAGUGUUGACUUAUCCGUGCGCUAUGGAUAGGCUGAUGUGGGAUGUUACUGUCUGCGCACCGAGCGUAUUGGAAUCGUAUAAUGCGAGUUAUGCAAUGGAUGUUAUCGAGUUCUACAAUGGUACAAACGCGACUUUUGACACACGAUCCUGCAGCAUCGAGAGGGUACUAACGGACACCAAACGAUUAGUCACCGUGAUGGCUAAGCAGUCCCCCUGGGCGAUUUUGCUCAGUAUGGCCGAAAAAGAAGUGACCGCACUCCAGAUGGCCGAUCUGCAGCCAGUGCGACCUCUGAUUAUCGCUUUUAACCUUCUGAACUGCACCACCGCCCGCUGCACGAAUCGCAUAAACACACUCAAUCUCUUCAAUCUGGUACACGUGGCUAUGAUGGACUGCCGGGAUUUAGACGUCAAGCGUAAAGACUUUCAGCGUACCAAAAAGCUGCGCGUUAUCGAAUUUUGGAAUGCCACCAUCCGCACACUGGAGGUCAAUGUGUUUAGUGAUUUGCCGGCCGUACGCGUUGUGGCGCUGGAAUUGGAUAUAAUCUCCUCGUCAGCCCCCGUGCCAGGCACCCCGGUGGAUGUAUUGGACCAUCGAGUCCGCGAUUACUUGUUCCGUCUGCACUGCAGCUGCGAGUUUGCCUGGUAUCGGGAAUGGUGGCAGAAUAACACGGCACCGUUGCGCCACACCGAGGUUCCUGAAGGGGGAGUGUACAUAUUCCCAAGCAGCUGGCAAAAUCAACAAUAUCGCCGUGGGGAACUCUUUCUUCCCAUCGACUGCGCCGUCGAAAUUCCCACGGCAGCAGCGUCGGUCAAUCUGACUCAAGAGGAAUUCUCCCGCAACGAACCCAAAUGUUAACCGAAUUUUUCGCUUCAACUUCGCUACAACGCACUCAUGACUCAACCGAAACUUUAAAUUGGUAAUAGCGUGUUUUCGCUCGUUGGUACCUAAAGCGGUGACUUGCUUUCCUGAAGAGCUAAUACGUUUGAAGGUUUUGGACUGGUAUUUCGUUUGCUGGAUAUUAACGCUCGCCAAAUAUACCAAGUGCUCAUACUUUGUAAAUUAAUUAUGCAAGUAGGCUGAAGUAGCUAUCAGAAUAACAUCCGAAAAUUGUUU